This is a messenger RNA of Ogataea philodendri, 1524 nucleotides long. RefSeq lists its product as uncharacterized. The transcript has a single exon. Gene Ontology annotation, cellular component: fungal-type vacuole membrane. Bases 1 to 1524 code for a protein of 507 amino acids. Lineage: Eukaryota; Fungi; Ascomycota; Pichiomycetes; Pichiales; Pichiaceae. The record is from RefSeq and is a predicted model, not a curated record.
AUGUACUUCUUCGAAACACCUACUAAAAGACGGUUGGCCCAGGUUGCCUGUGCGGUUGUCUGGUGUUUGUUUGGCGCGGGCCCAAUCUUCGGGUUCGCCGCGUUGAAACCGACUCUCGUGGACCAGGGAAUCUACGAUAGCGUCUGCGACCUCAGUCCGCAAGAUAUCCGCAUCCAGGGCUUUGUUGCCAAUUGCACCGAGCAGGAUCUGAAGCUCAACUUGAUGUUCACCGUGGGUGCCGUGCUGACCAACGUGAGUGCGCUGGUCAUUGGUAGAACGUUGGACUCUUAUGGUCCUAAGGUGUGCGGCCUUAUUGGAGCUUUCUUCCUGUUCUUUGCCUCGUUUGUGUUCAUCAACGCCAAGAACAUCACCUGGUUCGACCCAUACCUCGUGGGCUACUCGUCCAUGGCUCUGGGUGGUCCGUUCUCGUUUAUUUCCAGUUUCCAGCUGUCCAACGCUUUCCCAGAAAAAUCCGGCCUUAUCUUGGCUCUGCUUACCGGAGCUUUCGACACCUCCUCGGCGGUGUUUUUGGUGUACAAAAUCGCAUACAUGAAGUUCCCUACCCUGUUCAAGCUAGAGAACUUCUUUAAAGUGUAUCUGAUCAUCCCUGUGUUCAUGACCGGCGCCCAGCUGUUCUUGAUGCCUAACGAGUCCUACUUCACUCCUCCAGCAGACCUUAUUCCAAACCCUACAGAAGAACAACAAAGACUUGCUGCCGCCGCCGAGCAGGAAGACAUCCUGCACGAGCCAACCGAGUCCACCGCUCUGCUGGGCGGCCCUACAGGCGCAAAAAGAAGAUCCUCCAUUGGUGAGGCGUACAAGUCUGCCUACGUUGAAGAUGAAAUUAUCCAGGUGGAUAAACCCCUGUCCAACUCCAUCUUUGGUAUUCUCCACGGAUUCCCAGCAUCGUACCAGUUCAAGACUUUCUGGUUCCUUCUCAUCUGCAUCUUCGCCACCAUCCAAAUGCUUAGACUCAACUACUUUGUGGCCACCAUCAACUCCCAAUACACCUUUUUGCUUGGCUCUUACGAGAGAUCCGAGAAACUCAACAAGAUCUUCGACAUCGCCCUCCCACUGGGCGGAGUGGUGUCCAUCCCCGUUGUGGGAAUGAUCCUCGACAACUUCUCCACGUCUGUGGUGAUGUUCAUUCUUCUAGGAGUGUCGAUCGUGAUCGGUGUGCUUGGUUGCAUCCAAAACUCGUUUUUCGCGGGUCUCCUUAACGUGCUGAUUUUCGUGUGCUACAGACCGUUCUUCUACACGUCCAUCUCAGACUACUGCGCCAAGGUGUUUGGAUUCGAAACGUUUGGAACCGUUUAUGGCUCCGUCAUGACCGUUUCAGGUGUGUUCAACUUCUUGCAGUCUCCAUUGGAUAGACUCACACACACCUCGUUCAACAUGAACCCUGUUCCUCUCAACCUGCUCCUUCUUUUCUUCACCCUGAUCAUCGGAGGAACCCACGUCACCUACGUGUACGUCCAGAGCAGGGUGUUCAACCAGAAAAAAGCGCAUUCUAUAGGACAUUAA